AUGGUCAACGGCACCACCACAGUGUUGGAGCCUACCUUCACGGGGUACGUUGCGACAACGCAAGAUGCAUUAAUCCUGUUCGAGGCGUGUUUGACCGGUGUCCUGCAUCAUGUGCCUCGCCGACCUCACGAUCGGGAGCGUGGUCAUUUGGUCCGGAGCGGCAGCGUGUUUAUCUACGAGGAAAACUCGUCGGGGAUCAAGCGAUGGACAGACGGCGUCACUUGGAGCCCGAGUCGCAUUCUGGGCAACUUCUUGGUCUAUAGAGAACUCGAAAAGCCAUUCCCCCCGGGCGAGAAGAAGCGAGCGAUGAAGAAGGCUAACCGACGGCCAGUCCCUCCAAACAGACCCGGUGAGCCCUAUCCACACCAUGACAGCAACGGUGGCCAGGCCUAUUCUCCUUCGUCAACCGGGACGUUUGGAGAGAGAUCGCACCAGUCAGAUGUAGAACGAGCGCUAGUCGGUUCCUUGGUGGAUUCCUACGGCUUCAAGGACUCGGGUCUGGUCAAGAAGACGAUGAGUGUGACUGUCUCUGGCGUGACGCACCAUCUGGUGUCAUACUAUAGCGUCGAAGAUGUGAUGAGAGGUGUCUUGAACCCGCCGUCGAUGGUCGAUUCACUGAGAUUUAUCAGGCCCCGGGCAGAACUGAUCCAGAAGCAAAGCUUCCGGGCUCCCAUUGAUGAUCUAGAGGCUGGCAGCAUGGAGAAUGUAAAUGACCCAUCCCACGCGCUGUACGGAUAUCGUCCGCAGCUGGUAGCCCCAUAUGGGGUGUCGAAUCAUCAUUCGGAGUUCUACAUGCACGCGAACCCUUAUGCGGCCACUCAUCCGCCACAGUCGGCCCCUAUGACGGCGUAUUCAAUGGCCGGGUCAAUCCCUGCACAGCCGGCCCCCAAUCCCUAUCUUCCUGCUCCGUCAGCUCCGACUCAGAUCCCACAGAAACCCGACGACUAUCCGCAGUUCCGAGCUCCAGCGCAGUAUGGCACGAGCUUCGAUGCGCUUAACCAUAAUCCUCUUUCGUCGUCCAUUCCAUCCGCCCUGGGCGGGGCGAUGCCGAGCUCUUUGAGCGACCGUAAUCGGUCCCACUCGGAUCACAGCCCCUCGGCUUAUCGGAACUCCUCGAUUUCCUCGCGAAGCGUUGCAACCGAUGCAACCUCGCCGAUGGAUCCUGCCACUCCGGCUACAUAUUCACGGGGUAACAGUUUCAGCCUAGCGGGGCAAUUGGAUGGGGCGUCGCACCAGUCUCUGGAACAGCGCGGCAUGUCGGCUUUUGACCCUAGUAUCCCUCGUCGGGAGUCGAAUCCAAUGCCUAACCCUUAUUACCCCGGCGACAGACAUCCGUAUUAUGUGGGCGCCACCGCUCAAGCUGCCCAUACCAACUACCCUUUGUCGACUUGGGCGACGGCUCCGGCUCAACCGUAA
Molecule: messenger RNA, 1416 nt
Organism: Aspergillus bombycis
Lineage: Eukaryota; Fungi; Ascomycota; Eurotiomycetes; Eurotiales; Aspergillaceae
Product: camp independent regulatory protein
Exons: 1
Coding region: 1-1416 (471 amino acids)
Molecular function (GO): DNA binding
Source: RefSeq, a predicted model, not a curated record